GUGAUAUGUACAUAAGUCGAUAAAAUGCUGUCGUGUACAGAAUAUUCGAUCAUAUUUCUCUCAAUAUUUUUAAUUAUUGUAGUGAGAGCGAUUAAUUAUUCACCAAGGGCUAUAUUGAAUGUAUACCAAAGACCAAACGGUCUAUUUUGGGUGAAGACAUGUUUUAUGUAUGUGGUAUUAUUAGCUAGAAAGCUAAAAAAGAAAAAUAGUCAUAUUUAUCUGGAGCUAGAAAAACCACAGACACUUUCCUAUCAUGAUUUGCCAAUUGAUGGUGUAUACUUUAAUGGUGCUUCAUCCAAUGGCGAUCACCUAGUCGUAGGUACAGCUAGAAGAAAAAAUAAUUUAAUCGAUGCGUUUAUGUAUAUUAAAAUAAAUGCCUCCGAAUUUGGUUUGUUGGAAACCCUCAAACUACCAGACACGUCACUUUAUCAAGAUGAAACUAAAGAAGAAUGGAAUGUGGAAGGUAUCAAAAUCACUCCUGUUGAAGCCAUGAAGAAAUGGGAUGUAUACUACGAUGGCAAAAUGAAGGACAAUAAAAAUACUAAAUAUGAUGUUAAAUUAAGAGCGAGUUGGACCACAAACUUACCCAUAUUCAACUUUGAUCACGAUAUGGAUCCAUGGGCAAUGGCCAAAAGUAUGGCCUAUGAGACUUGGAGUAAAGAGUAUUUCAAGAAUUUAGAAGAGAACCAUCAAACUCACUAUGAGCAACACGGUCAACUUGAAGGUGUAGUGACUGUCAAUGGAACAGACUAUAAACUCGACCUUAAUACAGUAAGAGAUCAUAGUUUCGGUGUGAAAAGGGAAUGGAGGAAUUUUCACAGAUAUGGCCUACAUUUUUUCUCUGCUCAAAAUGGCGAUAGGUUCAGUGUCGGGAUGAUAUGCAUGCCAAUAUCGUUUUCAAGAUUAACCAUGGGUUAUGUGUAUAGUAAGGAAGAUGAUAAGAUUUACCCAGUAUCUGAUUGUGAUCUACAGUUAUAUCAACAUGGAGAAAACGCUGAACCUCCAAAAGACUACGCCUUUUCUUUUUGUGCUGGUGGGAAAAAAUACACAGUUCAAGUAAAUGUAGUGGAUUGCCCAUACUUUUAUUUAAGUAAAGACUGGGAAAGCAAAGUAGUGGAAAGGCUAUGUAAAUUUAAAGUUAAUGGGGUUGAAGGAUGGGGUGCAGCUGAAUGGCAAUAUAGGAACAUACAAGGACGAUUUGUAAAUAAAUAGAUAAAUGUUUCUAGAUACGUAAAAUCUUUAUUCGUUACAUAAGAAUAUAUGGCGUAUGACAAAACAGCAAAAAUAUAUUCAUAUUAUCGAUUUA
This is a messenger RNA of Brassicogethes aeneus, 1306 nucleotides long. The record is from the annotation of a GenBank genome assembly. NCBI's taxonomy places the organism in Eukaryota, Metazoa, Arthropoda, Insecta, Coleoptera, Nitidulidae.